Messenger RNA from Elgaria multicarinata webbii, 963 nucleotides. Its product is annotated as olfactory receptor 52J3-like. The transcript has a single exon. Gene Ontology annotation, cellular component: plasma membrane. The record is from RefSeq and is a predicted model, not a curated record. Gene Ontology annotation, molecular function: G protein-coupled receptor activity; olfactory receptor activity. Gene Ontology annotation, biological process: G protein-coupled receptor signaling pathway. Lineage: Eukaryota; Metazoa; Chordata; Lepidosauria; Squamata; Anguidae. The coding region runs from base 1 to 963 and encodes 320 amino acids.
AUGUGGCUGCCCAAUAUCACCCACUCCCAUUCCACCACGUUCAUCCUGCUGGGCAUCCCAGGGCUGGAAGAAGCACAUAGAUGGCUCUCCAUCCCUUUCUGUGCUGGGUACCUCGUUGCUCUCCUGGGGAAUUUCACCAUCCUCGUCAUUGUGAAGACGGAAGCCAGCCUCCACCAGCCCAUGUUCUACUUCCUCUGCGUGCUCUCCACCAUCGACCUGGGCCUCUCCACCUCCGCCCUGCCCAGGAUGCUGGCCAUCUUCUGGUUUGGCCUCGGGGAGAUCAGCUUCGGUGCUUGCCUCACCCAGAUGUUCUUCAUCCACACCUUCACGGGGAUGGAGUCUGCAGUGCUGUUGGCCAUGGCCUUUGACCGGUAUGUGGCCAUCUGUGACCCUCUGAGGUACUCCACAGUGCUGACGAGGGCCCGGGUGAUAUGGCUGUGCCUGGGCAUUGUGCUGAGACCUGCCAUCCUCAUGCUGCCAAUUGUGGUUUUGACGGGACUCCUGCCUUUCUGCAGAGCUCACAUCACCAUUGCCCACACUUACUGUGAGCACAUGGGCAUUGCCAAGCUGGCCUGUGCCGACAUCCGAGUCAAUGCCAUCUAUGGCCUGUUUGUUGCUUCCUUUCUUGUGUUGGAUUUGAUCCUGAUCGGCAUCUCCUACAGGAAGAUCCUGCAGGCUGUUUUCCGGCUCCCCUCUAAGGAGGCCCGGCGCAAAUCCUUGAGCACCUGCAGCUCCCACCUCUCCGUGAUGUUCAUCUUCUACACCCCGGCCUUCUUCUCCUUCCUCACUCACCGCUUUGGCCGAAACAUCCCCCAUUAUGCUCACAUCCUGAUUGCCAACCUCUACGUCAUUCUGCCCCCAGUGCUCAACCCGGUCAUUUACGGGGUGAGGACCAGCCAGAUCCGCAUGCGGGUAUUGAGAGGGGUCCGUCCCAAGGGCUUCGGGUUGGCACCUACUCCAUGA